Molecule: messenger RNA, 1872 nt
Organism: Neopsephotus bourkii (Bourke's parrot)
Lineage: Eukaryota; Metazoa; Chordata; Aves; Psittaciformes; Psittacidae
Gene: METTL15
Product: methyltransferase 15, mitochondrial 12S rRNA N4-cytidine
Exons: 6
Coding region: 55-1272 (405 amino acids)
Biological process (GO): rRNA base methylation
Molecular function (GO): rRNA (cytosine-N4-)-methyltransferase activity
Source: RefSeq, a predicted model, not a curated record
GUCGCUCUCGUGACGCUCGCAGCGCGACGGCGUCGAUGAUUGAUCAACUCCAAAAUGUUAUCUCGGUGUCUGUGCCAAGUUUACAAAACUUUGGUUUUGCGCAGCUUAAAGCUGACUUCAAUAGAUGUGGCUGUUUUGGCCAGGAGGAUUCAUUCUUCAGCAAAAGAGCUGUCGGACUGUGAGUUAAAGGAACAAACCAUCCAGAAAUGUGAAACUGAAGAGUUGCCUCAAAGUAUGGAAAACAAUGACGGUGGAAGAUUGCACGUACCAGUGAUGCUGGAGGAGGUUGUUAAUUGUUUAUCCCCCCAGCCAGGCCAGCAGCAUUUCCUUGACAUGACGUUUGGAGCCGGUGGUCACACUAAAGCUCUUCUGGAGAAAGCAAGCAACAUCACGAUAUAUGCACUGGACAGGGACCCCACAGCUUAUAACAUAGCUCAGCAGCUUUCAGAAUUGUACCCGAAACAGAUUCGAGCUCUUCUAGGACAGUUUAGCCAGUCAGAGGCUUUGUUAAUCUCUGCUGGAUUAGAGCCAGGGACUCUAGAUGGAGUUCUCUUGGAUGCUGGCUGUUCUUCUAUGCAAUUUGAUACACCUGAAAGAGGAUUUUCCCUGCAGAAAGAUGGACCUUUGGACAUGAGGAUGGAUUGGGACAGGUACCCUGACAUGCCCACUGCUGCUGAUGUUGUGAAUGCUUUAGAUCAACAGGCGCUUGCGUCCAUCCUGAGAACAUAUGGGGAGGAGAGACACGCCAAGAAAAUCGCUUCAGCUAUCGUUCAGGCACGCAGCAUAUACCCCAUCACCAGGACUCAGCAGCUUGCAAGCAUUGUUGCAGGUGCUUUUCCAGCAUCAGCACUGUAUGCACGGAAGGAUUUGCUGCAGAGACCUACACAUGUUGCUACCAAAACUUUCCGAGCUCUGCGAAUAUUUGUAAAUAAUGAACUCCAUGAACUCCUUAUAGGGCUGAAGACAGCUGAGAAGUUUCUAAAACCUGGAGGUCGCCUCGUAGCCCUCUCCUUUCAUUCACUAGAAGAUCGUAUUAUCAAACGUUUUUUUCAUGGAAUAGACAUGACAGAGAAGUACAAUCUUGGUGCAAAACAGAAGAUAAGACAGGCUCUGAAAAGUUGCUCCAAAGAAGAUACAGAAGAAAUAUCCCCUGGGAAAUCCAAUUCAAAGUGGAUUUUUAUGCAGAAAAAAGUUCUCACACCCCAGGCCAAGGAUAUUCAAACAAACCCAAGAGGAAGGUCAGCCAAGCUAAGAGCUGCUGUUAAACUCUAAAACGAAACAGAUGAUUGUAUAAUUGUAUCAUUUCCUUACAUUUUGUUUUCCAGAAGGCUAACUGGGAUAGUAUCAAACUGGAAAAAAAUAAAUUUAAGGCUGUUAGAAAACAUUUCUUUCUUACCUUUGUGUUUCCUUCAAAUUAGGAUGUAGUGCAGAGCAUCAGAAGGUAAAAUAAAUAAAUUAAAUGCAGAUAGGUGGGUGUCACUAAUUUUGCAAAAAAGAAAUUUUUUAAAAAGAGCAUCAAACAAAGAGUUUAUAGAAGUUACAGGUUUGAUGUAUUUGUAGUGUUUUCUUCAGAUUUAAUUCAAAUUCCUGACAUUAACAAUCAACUCAGUAGCUGAUUGAGACAGAUCCAUUUUUAUGGGGUUUCACACAUGUCAGUCAGAUGGCUGGUUUAGUCUAGGGUAAGUUUAAACUAACCUAAGAAUUCAUGAUGCCCAAGUCUCUUUUUCUCAACUGACUUUUUGCAUGGAUGCUUGUGGGGCAAGUGCUAGCUCUUAAACAAAUAAACUGGUAUCUGUAUGUUAUGUUCUAUCCAGGAAUUUGUAAAUUGACUCUUACGUUUUCUUCUAAAUAAAUAUUUGCUUUUUGGAGUGA